UUCUCUCGGGAUAAACUGAUAAAGGUCGAUAAAGAAGAGAGAGCGACACAAACGACGCAGGUAGUGAGAAAAUGGAGAAGUACUUUGGAAAUGCAUACAGAGGAGACCCCGGUGUCCCGCACGCUGACCCGGAACGAUUCUUCAAUAUAUGGCUCGGAGCCAUUGGCUUCUCUGUUUGCACUUGGAACAGUCCUUACUUGUGGCAGCUUUCCAAUCAGUACAAUUGGCAUGACAAGGCAAUGAUGUUUGAGCAUUACCACUGGAAGAAGGCGAAGGCGAAGAAUCAGCCUUACAAAUUUAAGUGGAAUCAGUACAUGGACAAAGAGCUCCGAGAAGCAUAUUAUUACAACUGGCCUGUAUACUUCCCUUAGGCUUUUCUGUUAAAUAUUUGUGCUUUGUUACUGGUGUUUUGAGCAAUGAGACUGUACCCUGAAGACAAGUUUGUGUUUCCGCUUCUUUCCCCCAUCCCCUGAGCGUCUUUCAGCUGCUUUCAAAGUUUAUUAAUUAAUAUUAUGAUCUUUUGUUUGUUACUAA
Molecule: messenger RNA, 534 nt
Organism: Pistacia vera
Lineage: Eukaryota; Viridiplantae; Streptophyta; Magnoliopsida; Sapindales; Anacardiaceae
Exons: 3
Coding region: 72-371 (99 amino acids)
Source: RefSeq, a predicted model, not a curated record